Messenger RNA from Mauremys mutica (yellowpond turtle), 4003 nucleotides. Its product is annotated as zinc finger protein 850-like. The transcript has 2 exons. NCBI's taxonomy places the organism in Eukaryota, Metazoa, Chordata, Testudines, Geoemydidae. Gene Ontology annotation, molecular function: DNA-binding transcription factor activity; RNA polymerase II cis-regulatory region sequence-specific DNA binding. Bases 268 to 2241 code for a protein of 657 amino acids. Gene Ontology annotation, biological process: regulation of transcription by RNA polymerase II. The record is from RefSeq and is a predicted model, not a curated record.
CUGGAACAAGGGGAAGAGCCGUGGGUGCCCGAUCUACAGGCCUGCGAGGAAAGAGAGAUCUCAAGAGGUGCCCACACAGCAGGUAACGAGCCAGUGAGUGAGAAAAAGGAGAGGAAUCAACAACAGGAAGUUCCUGGGCACGGAGAACCACAGGAGACCUUUGUGGGAAGAGCUGCAGGGAAUUUUUCCCAGUGGUUGGAACAGGGAGAAGCCUGGGGAAAUUGGCAGAGGUCAGAGAGGCUGCUGAGAAACUACUCAAGGGAGCAAAUGGAUGAAUUUAUUAUCUGUGGGGAAGGAUACAGGGAUCCCACAGCCCAGCAGACAACCCCUAGGGAAGACAAACACCAUGAAUGCCUUGGUUAUGGAAAAGGAUUCGUUCUGGGACCACAGUUUGUUUCACCUCAGACAAUUCAUACUGGAGAGAAAUCACUUCAGUGCUUGGACCAUGGAAGAAGCCACAUGGGACAGAAACCCUAUCAAUGCCUUAACGGCAGGAACUCUUUGAAUUGGAAGUCAGCACUGACUACACAUCAGAUAAGCCACAUAGGAGAGAAACCCCAUAAGUGCUUGGCCUGUGGGAAAAGUUUCAUACAUAGGUCAGCCCUUGUUAAUCAUCAGGCCAUUCACACUGGAGAGAGACCCCAUAAGUGCUUGGACUGUGGGAAAAGUUUCAUACAUAGGUCAGCCCUUGUUAAUCAUCAGGCUAUUCACACUGGAGAGAGACCCCAUAAGUGCUUGGACUGUGGGAAAAGUUUCACACACAGAUCAAAUCUUAAACAUCAUCAGUGGAUUCACACAGGACAGAGACCCCAUAAGUGCUUACACUGUGGAAAAAGUUUUGUACAUAGGUCAGACCUUGUUAAACAUCAGGCCAUUCACACUGGAGAGAGACCACAUAAGUGCUUGGACUGUGGGAAAAAUUUUAUACGGAGGGCAGCCCUUGUCAAACAUCAGGCAGUCCACACGGGGGAGAGACCCCAUAAGUGUUUAGACUGUGGAAAAAGUUUUAUAUGGAAGUCAGGCCUUGCUAAUCAUCAGGCAAUCCACACUGGAAAGAGACCUCAUAAGUGCUUAGACUGUGGAAAAUGUUUCAUACAGAGGUCAGACCUUGUUAAACAUCAGGCAAUCCACACUGGACAGAGACCACAUAAGUGCUUGGACUGUGGGAAAAGUUUUAUACGGAGGUCAAACCUUGUGAAACAUCAAGCAAUCCACACUGGAGAGAGACCCUAUAAGUGCUUAGACUGUGGGAAAAGUUUCAUACAGAGGUCAAACCUUGUGAAACAUCAGGCAAUCCACACCGGAGAGAGAUCCCAUAAGUGCUUAGACUGUGGAAAAAGUUUUGUAUGGAAGUCAGGCCUUGCUAAUCAUCAGGCAAUUCACACAGGAGAGAGAUCCCAUAAGUGCUUAGACUGUGGAAAAAGUUUCAUACAGAGGUCAUACCUUUUAAAACAUCAGGCAAUCCACACAGGAGAGAGACCCCAUAUAUGCUUAGACUGUGGAAAAAGUUUUAUACAGAGGUCAAAUCUUAUAACACAUCAGAAGAUCCACACAGGUGAGAGAUCUCAUAAGUGCUUAGACUGUGGAAAAAAUUUUAUAUGGAAGUCAGCCCUUGUUAAACAUCAAGCAGUCCACACAGGAGAGAGAUCUCAUAAGUGCUUAGACUGUGGGAAAAGUUUCAUACACAGGUCAGACCUUGUAAAACAUCAGGCAGUCCACACAGGAGAGAGACCUCAUACGUGCUUAGACUGUAGAAAAAGUUUCAUACAGGGGUCAGACCUUGUAAAACAUCAGGCCAUCCACACAGGAGAGAGACCCCAUAGGUGCUUGGACUGUGGGAAAAGUUUCACACAGAGAUCACAUCUUAAAACACAUCAGAGAAUCCACACAGGCGAGAGACCCCACAAGUGCUUGGACUGUGGGAAAAGUUUCAUACAGAGGUCAGACCUUGUUAAACAUCAGAUAAUCCACACAGGAGAGAGACCCCACAAGUGUUUAGACUGUGGGAAGAGUUUCAUAAGGAGAUCAACCCUUCUUAAUCAUCAGGCAAUCCACACAGGAGAGAGACCCCAUAAGUGCUUAGACUGUGGGAAAAGUUUCAUACGGCAGUCAGCCCUUGUUAGACAUAAAGUAGUCCACACAGGAGAGAGACCCCAUCAGUGCUCAGACUGUGGGAAAAGAUUCAUGCAGAGUUCAACCCUUGUUAAACAUCAGUCAAUCCAUACAAGGGGAAGACCGUAAGUGCUUGGACUCUGGGGAAGUUUCAGAAUCAGUUCAGCCCUUCUAAACAUCAGGCAAAACACACAUAGUGUUUAGACUAUGGAAAAACAUUUCAAAUAGAUGUCAGCCCUUGUUUUACAUCAGAGAAUCCACCCAGGGAGACACCCUGUAACCACUUAGCCUGUGGAAAAACUUUUAUACGCAAUCAAACAUUGUUAAACAUCCAGCAAUCCACAUUGGAGAGUGACCCGAUAAGUGCUUAGACUGUGGGAAACAUUUCAGAAACUGAUCAGUCCUUGUUUUACAUCAAAGAAUCCACACAAGAGCAAGACUCCAUAAGUACUGGACUGUGACAAAAGUUUCAGACAGUGAUCAGACGUCAUUAAACGUUGGAGAAUUCACACACAAUCUAAACUUCUGUGACACCUGGCCAGAAAGAGUUAAGAACCUUGCAGGCUAUUUGACCCAGAUUCAACAUUUAAAGACAUGUUAGAAAAGUUUGUAAAUGAUAUUGGCGGCCAUUCCAAGUUAUAUAGACUAGAACUUUGAAUGUGAACUUGUAUUGUUAAAAACUUGGAAGAAGAUAAUAGUGUAGUUGAUUAAUUGCAAUUAACUCAAAAAAAUAAUGGUGUGUAUUAAAAUGAAUCUCAAUGGAUCACAUUGUUAAACAAUAGAAUACCAAGUGAUAUUUGUUAAAUGUUUUGGGAUAUUUUUCUAUGUUUUCAUAUAUAUUAAUUCCUAUCACAACAAGAAUAGAAAGUGUACAGUGGUCACAAAACAAAACUAGUAUUUUUCAGUUCACCUCAUACAAGUACUGUAGUGCAAUCUCUUUAUCAGGAAAGUGUAACUUAGAAACGUAGAUUUAUUUUGUUAUAUAGGUGCACUCAAAAGUAAAGCAGUUAAAAACUUUGGAGCCUAGAAGUCCACUCAGUGCUACUUCUUUUUCUGCUAAUCGCUAAGACAAAUACGUUUGUUUACAUUUACGGGAAAGAAUGCUGCCUGUUUCUAAUUUAUGAUGUCACCUGAAAGUCUGAGAAGGUGUUCGCAUGACACGUUUAGCUGGCAGUGCAGAUAUUUCUGUGGAAGAUAUACUAAACAUGCCUAUGUACCUUCAUGCUUCGGCAUUCCAGUGGAUAUGCUUCCAUGCUGACAGUGCUCUUUUAAAAAAAAAAAAAUCAUUAGAUAAAUUUGUGAUUGAACUUCUUGGAGGACAAUUGUAUGUCCCAUGUUCUGUUUUACACACAUUCUGCCAAAUAUUUCCUAUUAUAAAAGUCACGGAUAAUGACCUAGCACAUGUUAAUUUUAAGGACACUUUCACUUCUGAUUUGAGAAAACGCAAAGAACUAACGAUCUGAGAUUUCUAAAGAUAGCUACAGCUUUUGACCAAAGGUUUAAGAAUCUGAAGUACCUUCCAAAAUCUGAGAGGGACGAGGUGCGGAGCAUGUUUUCGAAGUCUUAAAAGAGCAACACUGAGAUGCAGACGCUACAGGACUCGAACCACAAAAAAAGAAAAUGAACCUUCGCUGGUGGCAUCUGACUCAGUUGAUAGAAAUGAACACGGGUCGGUCCACUCUGCUUCAGUUAGAAUGCAUCAUUAGCAUGGAUGCAUGUCCUCUGGAAUGGUUGUUCCAGCAGGAAGGGACACAUGACUCUUUAGCACAUCUUGCACAUAAAUAUCUUGCGACACCGGCUGCAAUAGUGCCAUGAGAACGCCUGUUCUCACUUUCAGGUGACAUUGUAAACAAGAAGCGGGCAGCAUUAUCUCCUGCAAAUUGUAACCACA